AUGGAUAGCCGAGUUUGUUCACCGCGAUGUAGGGCUGCUCCUCUCGGACGGUUCUCGAUUUUGCGUGCUCGCUUGCGAUGGCUGACACUCCUCGGCGUGUGUUGUGCUGCUGAUGUACCAAAUGCAUUGAGUUUGUUGAGGAUACUUGCAGUUUACCAAAGCUUUACAGGUCAAAGGGUGAAUCUUGCCAAGUCAAAUGUUUUCUUCAGUAGAAAUGCAAGUGAGCCUACUCUUAGAGCAGAGGUGAAUGAAUUGCCACUGCAAUGGGUGAAAGAGUUGUUAACAGAUGAUGGAAGAGCUUGGAACAGAGACAUUAUUCACAAUAUGUUUACUGAUGUAUCUUGUAAAGCCAUUCUAGACAUAAAAGGAUUGGAUCCUGCUGAAAAUGACAGGUGGCUUUGGAAAGCAGAUGCAAAAGGGGCU
Molecule: messenger RNA, 423 nt
Organism: Striga asiatica
Lineage: Eukaryota; Viridiplantae; Streptophyta; Magnoliopsida; Lamiales; Orobanchaceae
Source: the annotation of a GenBank genome assembly